This is a messenger RNA of Carica papaya (papaya), 2702 nucleotides long. NCBI's taxonomy places the organism in Eukaryota, Viridiplantae, Streptophyta, Magnoliopsida, Brassicales, Caricaceae. The record is from RefSeq and is a predicted model, not a curated record.
UUUCUGGGCUCUUCAACCAAAAAAUAAAAUCUUAGAAGAACAGAGAUAGGGAGAGUUUAAAAUAGGAUCCGGAUAAACCGUAACAUUUGUGCUGUGUUUUUGAUCCGUUACUUUCCUUUUAUCUUUUUCUUGUUUUAACUUUGUAAUCCAUUCUCUAAUCUUUGCUCAACUGGGUCUGGUCCCUGCCUCAGAGACACACACAGAGGAAUCCAAGUUCCUGUCUCAAGGAACAAAGAUUCCUCAUUCAUGCACUCCACUUUCCUCAAAGGUGUCCCCUAAAGGUGGAGAUGAGUUAUGAUGAUUCAGUGACAAUUCCGUGUCAUAUCUAUCUCACCAAAUAGUACCCCUUAAAUGACAACCUACUCUCUCGUCUGGAAUGCCUUUGACGUUGGAUUUAGAGGUAUGUUUCUUCAUUCACAGUUUAAUCAAUUCCACUCAUAUAUAAAAUGGGACCCUGCCGUUUUAUUUUCCUGUUCUUAUUUCAUGAAAAUGUAAGCUUACGUGUUCUUGCCAAGUCUGGCACAGAGUUAAAAAUAUUUUUGGCCUUCCUUUUUGGUGUGUGAAUUUGACCAAGCCUUUUUUUAGUUCUUAUGAAGAAGAUUGUAAUUCUGAUAUUUGAGUUGUGCAGUCCAUAUUUUCUUAACUUUAUGUUGGGUUUUUAUUUUAUUUGUGCAUGUUUGGUUCCUAAUCGUUGUAUUUAAUUAUGAGGAGCCAUUAUCUUUACUUCUUUUGGUCUAUCAAAUCCUUCAGGUUUGUUCUAAGCAAAUGUUGUUUUCUGCAAACUUGAUUUCAAGUAAUGCAAUAAUUUAUUGAGUUGUAAAACCUGGCAUAUGGGCUUGGAGAAAACAUUUCUGCAGGAAUAUGUAACUUAUACAUGUGAAGGUAGAAGUAUAUUUCCAGAAGAUUAUGCAUGAAUUUUGCUGUAAUUCAAAGUACCAUACCAAAGAACAACAGUCAUAAUCUUCUCAGGUCUUCUCUUUUCCUGAAAUUAUUUCUAGACUUCAUACCUGCUCUUUUAUUCGGAUUGACUUCCUGUAUGAAGUAAAGAGUAUAAUUAAGUUGGUUCCAGAGGGUUGUCAUAAUCAUGGGUGCCUGUGUCUCAACACACAGUAGGAGAAGUAGAGUUCACAAAAGACAGUUUUAUGCAGCCGGAAAGUGCAGAAGUAAGAUCUCCACUUCCCUUGCUGAUGCACCUAUUAAGAGGAUGAAUGACGCUGGAAAUCGGGUAAGAGAUUACGCUGUCAGCGAAUACGUUCACCUUGACUUCGAGAAGGGUGCUGCAACCACCUGUAAGAGAUCAGAGAUGUCUAAUAUGACAUUUCAUCUCACUCAGCUGCAAUGGAACCACAGUCAAAUUGAUGGAAAUGGAAUAUGUCAGGAGGAAGCAUGGUUUGACUCUGUUAGUUACAUUGAUUCUGAAUCAGACGAAGAUUAUCGUAGUGUACUUGGGGAUGGAUUUUCUUCAGUAGGUAAUGCAAUUGGACAUAUUUCAAAUGCUCAAUUGCUUCAGUAUGAAAGUGCAUCAUGUUUCGUAGACUCUGGGUGCAAGUAUGAGGGGUACUACGAGAGUUACCUGAAAAUAGAUGGAGGUAAAACUGAGAAGUACUUGAGUACAGAUGAAGUCUGUUCUUCGACAAAGAAAGUAUUGGAUGCUCCUUGUGCUAGCUUUAAAGGAGUCAAAGACGUCACAUAUGAUUCAGGAGAAAAAACUCAAGAAAACAGGAAGAAAUCAACAGUCAUCAUGCUUUCUUUAAAAAGAAAAUCCAUUGAUGGAGGUGCAGCUGAGAGAAUCCUAUAUCGUCCCAGAGCAGGACAUUUGAUUCCACGUUCUAAAGGAGAGAAGUUAGCUCCAGGAUGCUGGUCUGAGCUUUGCCCUUCAGUUUUUAAGCUGCGUGGGGAAAAUUAUUUCAGAGAUAAGCAGAAGUAUCCUGCUUCAGAUUGCAGCGCUUACUUACCAAUUGGUGUUGAUUUAUUUGUCUGUCAACAAAAGAUCAAUCACAUUGCUCAGCACCUUGAACUUCCCCAUGUGAAACCUCACGACAAAUUACCCGCACUCCUGAUUGUUAACAUACAGCUACCAACUUACCCUGCUUCUGUAUUCCAAACUGAAUAUGAUGGGGAAGGCAUGAGUCUUGUAUUAUAUUUUAAGGUAUCAGAGAAUUUUGACAAAGAGAUCUCUGCUCGUUUUCAGGAUAGCAUCAAGAGAUUUGUCGAUGAUGAGAUGGAAAAGGUUAAAGGAUUUGCAAAGGAGUCUACAGUUCCUUUCAGAGAAAGACUAAAAAUUAUGGCUGGAUUAGUAAAUCCAGAGGACCUACAAUUAAGUUCUGGUGAAAGGAAGCUUAUACAAGCUUAUAAUGAUAAGCCAGUGCUUUCACGCCCACAACAUGAUUUCUACAGGGGUGCCAAUUACUUUGAGAUCGACCUUGACAUACACCGGUUCAGCUACAUUUCUAGGAAAGGACUUGAAUCAUUCCGGGACCGGCUAGAGCACGGUAUACUUGAUCUGGGUUUAACUAUCCAGGCACAAAAGCCCGAGGAACUGCCAGAGCAAGUACUGUGCUGUGUUCGGUUGAGUAAGAUUGAUUUUGUGAACCAUGGCCAAAUUCCUACAAUUGUAGGAUGAUUACAGGUUUGCCAACAACUUCUGGCAAAAGAGAGAGAUGCCAUGCCAUGUAAACUUAUAGAACAGAGUCCCGAGAAAA